Molecule: messenger RNA, 138 nt
Organism: Nezara viridula (southern green stink bug)
Lineage: Eukaryota; Metazoa; Arthropoda; Insecta; Hemiptera; Pentatomidae
Source: the annotation of a GenBank genome assembly
UCAGUUAAGUAAGAUGUCUAUGACAGCAUAAAAGGAUGUAGGAGGGAAUGAUUUGCCAGGGAACUCAAAAUCAAGAAAGGGAUGAUCUGUAUGCCAAGGUGCAAUGAGCAGAAGCAAAUAAACCUGAAGAGCAAACAU